Messenger RNA from Symsagittifera roscoffensis, 2395 nucleotides. Its product is annotated as tRNA (adenine(58)-N(1))-methyltransferase non-catalytic subunit TRM6-like. Lineage: Eukaryota; Metazoa; Xenacoelomorpha; Acoela; Convolutidae. Gene Ontology annotation, biological process: tRNA methylation. The transcript has a single exon. Gene Ontology annotation, cellular component: tRNA (m1A) methyltransferase complex; nucleus. Bases 906 to 2366 code for a protein of 486 amino acids. The record is from RefSeq and is a predicted model, not a curated record.
GUGUUAAUAGCGGGGAUUUCAAUGUAAGGAUUUUGCGUUUUGGUGUUCCGGUUUUGUAAGAAUUGCUAUUGAUCAGUUGCGUUGUGAUGUAAUUUGAGAUUGACAGUGCUAUAAACGAAACCGAUCAUCAGUACGGUGGGAUCAAUUGAGCAAUCUCUCCCCCCCCAUUCUCGCGUGGGGGGACAGAUAGCUCAUUAGGUGACUUGAGACAUGUUUAUGGCCACUUGAAAUCAGUUUGAAUGAUAUGAAAUCAUGAACCAAAUUCUCUAACGAAUGUCGCUAAAAUCUACAAUAUCAAAGCUCAAAAAUUACUUACGAGUUAAAAAGAAUCAAUUAAACAGGCACAAAGCGACUAAAUGGGAAAAGCUAUUGCGUACAAUAUUAAGGUGCUGCAGGGAAUAUUUUUGGUAUCCAGAUACAAGACUAGAGCACCAACCCUGGUAGCUGGCUUUCCUCGAAGAGAGGCAAUGGUCGCCCGAACAAAAAUUUGCAAAAAAAAUGAACUCAUAUAAAAUUAACUUUAGUUGGUCAAAUGAUUGCGUGCUAUAAACCCAUCAACUAUCUACUCGCGUUUGUUAACGUCUUUUUGUAGCGUCUUACCGUUUUUGCUUAUGGGGAGAUAACUCAAUUGGACAUUACGGUGGGGGGGGGGGGGGUUGCUCAAGUGAUCCGUGCGGUGUAUUUAAUAACCAAAUUAGGACUUGUUCCACAAUCUAGCUCUGUUGCCCAAUCGAGAACAAAUUGGAGUUGGUGUUGCUAGCUGUGGUUUUUCUGUUUUCUUUAAGAAGACCAUCUAUAAUUGCAUUUGUUAGUCAUGUCAAGAUGCCAAAAUUUGUUGAAGUUGGACUGUAAUGUGAUCUUGUUUUAGCCUCACUUCGGAAUAAUCUUUUCUUUUUGGAUUUGGAAUGGCGAUCAUUGAGGAUAAGUGUCGAAUUUUAAUCAAAAAAGGAGAUUACUAUCAUCUUUCGACGAUAAAGCUUGGUAAAACUACAAAUAUCAGUAAAACGCCAAUCCAAUUGGACUCAUUGAUUGGGCAUCCUUUCGGAACAUAUUUUGAAGUGGUAAAUAGAACGGUGAACAAAAUAGAGCCUCCGAGUUUCGAAGAUGACGAUUUGUUGAAUUACGAAGAUCAGCAACCUGAAAACUCGACUGAAGAUGCAACUCGUGAAGAAAUUGGAUCGACGUGUGAUCAAAUUAAAGUUUCUGACAAUCCUCACGUGACUAAAGAAGAAAUCAUGUCGAUGAAAGCGGGAGGGGUUGAUGCCGAUGAAAUGAUCAAAACUAUUGUCUCGAAAAACGCGGCAUUCAAAGACAGAACCGAUUACUCCAAGACUAAGUAUAUCAAGAAAAAGCUCAAACGUCACAAACUUAUCUUUCAAGUUUUGAAGCCUAACUCAAGAUUAAUCUCGAGGGCUAUUUUCAACAUGGAUAGUAAAAAGUUGUUGAAUCUAAGUCCCCUUGAUGUGGCAAAUAUUUUGUACAAGUGCGGACUAUUUCCACAUUGUAGAGUGAUAGUUUGUGAUGGCACCGGAGGCUUAAUAGUUUCUGUGAUGCUUGAAAAGCUGCUCGAUAAUAUAACGAUUAUUGAGUUUUUCACUGCAGAACACCCGAAAAGAGAUGGAAAUACAUUUUUCUCGUUUGAUAAUUCCCUGUUCAAAAACGUGUAUCCGCUACCUGUGAAAUAUGCGAAUGAGACGCUACCACUUGAUUUGAAACCACAUGAACCAAAUGGGGUUGAAAAAAGUGAAGGGAAAACUACAGCAGAUCAAGACUCGAAUUGCAGUUUAGAGAGUUCCAAGACUGAAAUAACUGAUGUCGAUUUUCAGUCAAUGAAAGAAGAGCCGAGUGGAAAACGACAGAAAAUGAGCGAUAAAGCGAACGAUGAGGAUACUUCAGACGAAGUAUGUAACAGCGAAACUGUUGAUGAAAGGCUCGAUACGAAAACGUCUGAAACGUCAGAAAGUUGCAACAGAAAUGGCAGUAAUGAAGCUAGAAGUCAUCAAAAACAGAAUAACAACCGAAUUUUUCUUCUUGGUCCGAAGCACGAGAAAGGUCAUCAGAUUUAUAUUCAGGGUAAACUCGACUGUCUCUUGCUGGUCUCCAAGUUUGAUCCUCUGAUGAUACUAAAACAUUGCUACCCAAAGUUAGCUCCUUCGAGACCUGUCGUGAUUUUUCACUCGUGUCUCGACGUCAUUCGAAACUGCGCCGAAUGGCUCAAAGACGAAAAACGAGCCGUGAACAUCGAAGUUUGUGAUGUGUUUUCACGAGAGUACCAAGUGCUGCCGAAUAGAACGAGACCCACUAUGAAACCCGAAGAGACAACUGGUUAUUGUUUAAGUGCUAUCAAAAUCGUAAAUGAUUUAUGAAUGAAAAUUUGCUCAACUUUAUUUUUUGA